AUGGCUCUCGACCGUGUUGUGCAGUUCAUCCUCCGCGGUGCCCAGCUGGUGUUCGCCGCCAUCGUCGCCGGUAUUACCGGCGCCUACCUACACGCAUCUCGCGCCUCAGACUGGGACAAUGGCCGCUUCAUCUACACCAUUGUGGUGGCCAGCUUGUCGCUGCUGUUCGCCCUGAUCUGGCUGUUCCCCUUCUCGGGUAGCUUCAUCCACUGGCCCAUGGACAUCUUCCUCAGCAUCCUUUGGUUCGUCGCCUUCGGCCUGCUUGUUAACCUCAUCGGCGAUGGCUGCGGCCCCAUCUUCGACUGGAGCAAUGUCAGCCCCCGUGGUGAUGCGUGCGGUCGCAACAAGGCCAACAUUGCCUUCUGCUUCCUGUCUGCCAUUGUCUGGCUCGCGGCCGCCCUCAUCGGCCUCUUCUGGGUCCGUCGCCGCACUGCCGUUGCCGACAACCGCCCUGUCCACCACGGCCGCCGCCGCUGGUACCGCUCUUCUCGCGUCUAA
Colletotrichum graminicola M1.001 is the source of this 498-nucleotide messenger RNA. RefSeq lists its product as uncharacterized. The transcript has 2 exons. Lineage: Eukaryota; Fungi; Ascomycota; Sordariomycetes; Glomerellales; Glomerellaceae. Gene Ontology annotation, cellular component: membrane. Bases 1 to 498 code for a protein of 165 amino acids. The record is from RefSeq and is a predicted model, not a curated record.